Messenger RNA from Trichomonas vaginalis G3, 350 nucleotides. Its product is annotated as organellar and viral DNA polymerase type B. The transcript has a single exon. The record is from RefSeq and is a predicted model, not a curated record. The annotation marks the transcript as partial. Lineage: Eukaryota; Parabasalia; Trichomonadida; Trichomonadidae.
AUGUAUCGGAAGUUGUCUAAGUUAGAACACUCGGAAAUAAAACAACUUCUUACAGAAGCUAACAUAGAAGUAGCAAAACAUUACGCAACAAACAAAAAAGCACUCGCUGACAUCCUCAAUGACUAUAAUGGUGCAAUAAGUUAUGAUAGAAUUCAUGAGUUCAUAAAGCCGCAACGCGGCGAGGACGAAGUCCAUGCAAGAGCAUUUCCUUUAAAUGACAUUGCUAUUGACUUAUAUCAUAGACGUUCAGUACCUCAUGAAGUAAGAAGAGAAAUGUUUGACAUAACAAAUGCAAACGUUGGUGAAACAAGAAGAAGAGACGACACACUGAAACAACAGAGAAGAGAGAU